Drepanopeziza brunnea f. sp. 'multigermtubi' MB_m1 is the source of this 1098-nucleotide messenger RNA. Lineage: Eukaryota; Fungi; Ascomycota; Leotiomycetes; Helotiales; Drepanopezizaceae. The record is from RefSeq and is a predicted model, not a curated record.
AUGGCAGACAAGACGGCCAAAUACCGCACGGAGAUCCAGCAGCUUUGGGUUUCUUCUAGCGAUACUAUGAGCAAUUACAAGGGUCUUGCUUCACCACCAACGAGAGAGCAGCAAACAUGUAACUUCGUAGACAUGAUGUAUGUGUCUGGAGAGACAGCUGAAGCGUCUGCGGAAACCACCGGUAUGAUCGAAGAAAUAGUGCGACAACAAGUCAUCGAAAUGCUCCGACAAUGCACUGAACAAGCGUCGCGGCGAGGUAGCCGAUCCAUUUCUACAGAUGAUCUGAUAUUUCUGAUCCGACAUGACCAAGCCAAGGUGUCACGUCUUCGCACUUUUUUAUCCUGGAAAGAUGUCAGAAAGAAUGUCAAAGACUCCGAUGAUAAGGGGGGAGAAGCUGAUAUUGGUGCUGGCGACGACCCAGCCGGUGCGGCAGGUGGGGGGCCAGUGGUUGAUACAGCCAAGAAGAACAAGAAGGCCAAAGUUGGUCUGCCCUGGGAAGUCCCCUCGUUCUACAACCAAGAGGUACCCGAGCGGGAAGACGAGGAAGAUGAGGACGAAGGAGAAAUGAACUAUGCUACUCUGCAGCGUCUCAAGAAGGCAGACGAGCGUACAAAGGCCAUGACCAAGGAGGAAUACGUCACAUGGUCCGAAUACCGCCAAGCCUCGUUUACUUUCCGCAAGGCGAAGCGAUUCAGAGAAUGGGCCGGCUUCGGUGUCGUGACGGACUCGAAGCCUAACGAUGAUAUUGUCGACAUCCUCGGUUUCUUGACCUUCGAGAUCGUGCAGACGCUGACCGAAGAGGCACUGAAGAUCAAGGAGCAGGAGGAUCUUGUAAAGGACAAGACAGGUGGCGAGCAGACCGGCAAGAAGCGCAAGAUCCAGGGACUCUUCGAUCCGCCUUCCGAGGGGCGUCUGCCCGUCGAGCCCAGACAUGUGCAGGAGGCAUUCCGGCGGCUGCAGCAGAGACCGACCAAGCAGCGAGCGAUGUGUAACUUCUCGAGAGGCCUCAAUCGCACCCCAUUGAAGCUUGUCAGUCUCCUUCCAGCAUCCAUCCAUCCAUCCCUUGAACUUCCCCCGCUAACAUCGCUGCAGUUCUGA